GGCGGCGAGAGGCGGCGCCGUGGAUGGUCGUAUUCGUGUAUGUGUGCGUGAGAAAGAAAGGAUUGUGACAGACAGGGACAUAUAGUUCACGUCAUUGGAUGCAAGUGAGCAACAAUGAAAGUCAUUUUGUAACUCUCAGGAGGGCUUUUACAUGCUUUUAAGAGACGCAUGUAGGACUCAAAGCAGAUUUGCCGAUGCGUGUUUCCCCGGACUAUGGGUGCUAGCCAGGGCAAAGAAAAAUCUGUGAGUGCUGUGGGUGCGGCCGCCAAACCGAAGACCUCGAAAUAUCGUCAAUCAAACAGGGAUUUAGGAGAACAAAGGCUACCUAAUCGAAGAAAUGUCUUCACUGAACACAAUGAGGCGCUGCUGGCCACCCGACCGCGCCAGCCGUUCCCCGACAUCGGCCUGGAGCCGGACCAGGUGUCACUCGCCUCCAGCGUUACAGGCGGCCGCUGGCAGAGCAAGGAGAACCUGCUCUCGGACGUGGUGGACGACCCGGAGACGUUCGUGGCGCUGUACGACUUCCAGGCGCAGGGUGACAAUCAGCUCAGCCUGCGCAAAGGCGAGCAGGUGCGCGUGCUCAACUACAACAAGUCGGGCGAGUGGUGCGAGGCGCACAAUCUGAAGGGCGACGCCGGGUGGGUGCCGUCCAACUACGUGACGCCGGUCAGCUCGCACGAGAAGCACAGCUGGUACCACGGCGCCAUCUCGCGCAGCGGCGCCGAGUACCUGCUCAGCUCAGGUAUCAACGGCAGUUUUCUGGUGCGUGACAGCGAGUCGAGCCCGGGCCAGCUCAGCAUCUCGCUGCGGUUUGACGGCCGCGUCUACCACUACCGCAUUACUGAGGACGGACACGGCAAGCUGUACGUGACGUCGGAGAGCCGGUUCAACACGCUGGCCGAGCUGGCGCAUCACCACUCGUCACACGCUGACGGUCUCAUCACCUGCCUGCUCUACCCGGCACCCAAGCGGAACAAGCCCACCGUGUUCGCCGUCAGUCCAGGUGCCCGCCACCGGAGAAAGGACCGCAAACGCUCUAAGCACCCGGACAUGUUUGUGAACGGCUCCCUGCCAGCCCGAUCGAAGACGGACAAGUGGGAGAUCGAGCGCACGGACAUCACCAUGCGGCACAAGCUGGGCGGCGGCCAGUACGGGGACGUGUACGAGGCCGUCUGGAAGCGCGGCGGCCGCCAGGCCACCACCGUCGCCGUCAAGACGCUCAAGGAGGACACCAUGCAACUGGACGACUUCCUGGAGGAGGCGGCCAUUAUGAAGGAGAUGAAGCACCCCAAUCUAGUCCGGCUGCUGGGCGUCUGCACGCGAGAGCCGCCCUUCUACAUCGUGACCGAGUUCAUGUCACGCGGCAACCUGCUCGACUUCCUGCGGUCGGCCAACCGCGAGGAGGUGGACGCCGUCGUGCUCAUGUACAUGGCCACGCAGAUCGCGUGGGCCAUGAGCUACCUGGAAAGUCGCAGCUUCAUCCACCGCGACCUGGCGGCGCGCAACUGCCUGGUGGGCGACAACCAGCUGGUGAAGGUGGCCGACUUCGGGCUGGCACGCCUGAUGCGCGACGACACGUACACGGCGCACGCCGGCGCCAAGUUCCCCAUCAAGUGGACGGCGCCCGAGGGACUCGCCUACAACAAGUUCUCCACCAAGUCGGACGUGUGGGCGUUCGGCAUUCUCCUAUGGGAGAUCGCCACCUACGGCAUGUCGCCGUACCCGGGCGUCGACCUCACCGACGUCUACCACCUGCUGGAGAAGGACUACAGGAUGCAGUGUCCACCCGGCUGUCCGUCGCGCAUCUACGAGCUGAUGCAGCAGUGCUGGCGGUGGGGCCCGGCCGACCGGCCCACCUUCCGCGAGAUCCACCACAGCCUCGAGACCAUGUUCCAGGAGUCGAGUAUCGUGGACGAGGUGGAGCAGCAGCUGAAGCGGCACGAGGGCCAGCCGGAGCCGGAGCGGAGCCGCGACGAGGCGCCGCUGGUGGACGCUCUCGCCUCGGGUCCCGUCUCAGCCAAGUCGACCGUGGUCCAGCUGCGGCGCUGCCUCCAACCCUCGUUCCGGGACAGCUCGUACACGGAGGAGAUGGGCGCGUCACAGGGCGAGGACGACUCGGACGGCGGCUCGGAGGCAUCAGACGCGGCCGAGCAGCGCACGCCGGAGACGGAGGAGUCGGCGCGCUCGUCCCGCUCCACACCCUCGCACCUGGCCCGCGCCAAGACGUUCCCGGCGCCGGCGCAGGCGCCGCGCAAGCCCGUCCAGGUGGCGCCGCUCGAGGAGCAUCACGUCAACGAGUCCAUCAAGCGGUACGGCACGCUGCCCAAGGGCGCGCGCAUUGGCGCUUUUCUCGAGUCGCUGCGGCAGAGUGGGCUGCGGCAGCCCGCGGACGGCGGCGAGGCGGCCGCCGCUGCUGCCGCCGCCGCCGCGUCGUCGGACGCUGCCGGCAAUGGUGGAGGCGGCGAGGCCCGCGCGCCUCGUAGCCAUACUGAUGCCGAGGGCGUGCGGUGCCAGCCAGCGGCCGGCGCGCGCAAGCCGUCCGCCAUGGUGCGCUCCAACUCGUCCAACAGCGGCUUCCAGAGCCCGCGCCUGUCGCGGCUCAGUCCGCGCGUGUUCGCGGCGCCGGCGCUGCCGCCGCCCGACGACAUCGACGACGACUUCAUCAUCGACCCGGACUUCCCGCCGCCGCCGCCCAAUCUGAAGAAGCAACUGGCAGGCGGCUCGGUGAUGCAGAGCUUCACGGCCGCGCUGGCCGCCUCCAUCAGUGCCCAGCUGGUCUCGGAGAUCCAGCAGAAGCAGCGCGAGAACGGCGCCGAGGCGGAGGAGCUGCGCAAGGUGGCCAAGUCGACCGAGGGCUCACAGACGGACGAGGCGGUGACUAGCUUCAACCUGCGUUUCGGGCUGCGCAAGACGCGCGAGAAAGUGGAGCGGCCGGCCGGGCCGGCGUCCGAGCGCACCGACUUCCGCGCGCUGCUCAAGAAGCCCGACAAGAACGGCGUGAGGGCCGAGGAGGCGGAGCCUCCGCGGCCGUCUGGCGCCGAGAAGGCCGACAGGGUGGAGCGCUGGCUGGAGAGGACCGGCGCCGGGGCAGCGGCGGGGCCCGAGGCGGCUAGCGGCGACGCUGGGGAGGCGGCCGAGCCGGCGCAGGGCGGCGAGCCGUCGCCCGAUGAGCAGGACAAGCGGCAGAGCGCCGGCAGCAUCAGCAGCCUGCGCAAGAUGUGGGAGGCGGAGCCGGCCGACAAGACGUCCCCCAAGCUGUCGGAGCGCGCACCAGCACCAGCACCAGCACCCGCGCCGGUGUCGCAGCCAGAGCCCAAGCCGGAGCCGGAGCCGGCGGCUGAGACGGGCGUGGAGAGCGUGCGCGCCAAGUUCGAGCGGCGCGUGUGGCCGCCCACUCAGGAGACGGACAAGCCGGUGGUGCCCGUCAAGCCGUCGAUGAAGCCGCAGAAGGUGGCGGCGACGGCGGGCCGCACGCCGGCCGGCGGCCCGGGCGUUUACGCCACGCCGUGCAUCACGACGGCCGAGCGGGCUACGCUCAAGCCGCCGCCGCACCCGACCAGCGCGCCGCCGGCCGGCCUCAGCCGGGCCGCCGGCUCGGCCGAGACCGUGCGCGAGCUGGCGGCGACUGUGGAGCGUGGCCUGGCCGCGCUCGAGACCUCCUCAGCCAGCAGCGCCGCCUGUAUGCAGCUCUCGGACAAGCUGAGCCUGUUGCAGGCCGCCUGCACGGCGCACGCCGACCAGGUGCCGCCGGCCGGCCGGUUCCAGUUCUGCGACCUGCAGCGCCGCCUGGAGGCGCACGCCGGCGCGCUGCGCUCGGCUGGCGCGCGCAACAGCAGCGAUACGCGCAGGCUGCUCGCCGAACUUGCCAACACGCUGCGUGACGUGGUGAACGUGGUGCAGCGAUGAGCGGUCGGCCGGCCGCGGCGCGCCGGCCCUCUAGUUUUGUUUUGUGAUAUCCAUUUUAUUGCGUUGUCAGUGGUUCUCCGACGGCUUUCGUGGGACCAGAGCAAUGUGCUUGAGUUGCUUUCCGAGGUCUCGGUUUGUGCCGACGCGACGUCUGUGGACUGGUUGUGACAUUCCUUCCCGUCUGUUUUUCAAUUCGCCGAUAUCGACUGGUUUAACGCCCAACCGGAUUUCGCUGUUGUGCCGACGUACGAGUGCGAGCGAGCGUCUGUGUGAUGGUGCGGAUGUGAGCAGCGCGCGUGCCUGGAGCUUCGUGUGCGAGACGCCCCAGGUUUUUCUGCGGUGCGCCAAGCCAAAUCUUAAUCUCUGGUUUGUGGACGCGUUCUGUCCACGCGGUACGUCCGGCGCCUGUGGGACUGCCGGCGGCCGCUGGGGUCUGCGGCCUGAGCCGGCGCCGGCUCGCCCU
This is a messenger RNA of Pollicipes pollicipes, 4369 nucleotides long. It is a transcript of the gene Abl, whose product is annotated as tyrosine-protein kinase Abl. Bases 214 to 3906 code for a protein of 1230 amino acids. The transcript has 22 exons. The record is from RefSeq and is a predicted model, not a curated record. Lineage: Eukaryota; Metazoa; Arthropoda; Thecostraca; Pollicipedomorpha; Pollicipedidae. Gene Ontology annotation, biological process: protein phosphorylation. Gene Ontology annotation, molecular function: ATP binding; protein binding; non-membrane spanning protein tyrosine kinase activity.